Messenger RNA from Hypanus sabinus (Atlantic stingray), 956 nucleotides. RefSeq names its product ribonuclease inhibitor-like. NCBI's taxonomy places the organism in Eukaryota, Metazoa, Chordata, Chondrichthyes, Myliobatiformes, Dasyatidae. The record is from RefSeq and is a predicted model, not a curated record. The coding region runs from base 208 to 732 and encodes 174 amino acids. The transcript is spliced from 6 exons. Gene Ontology annotation, molecular function: protein binding. Gene Ontology annotation, cellular component: cytoplasm.
AGGGACGUUGACAGUCAUGGGAACACCGAUCAGUGAUUUACUGAAGGACUUGCGGGGAAUGAACUGGGAGAUUCAGGAGUGAAACUGGUUUCUGCGGCUCUGAGGAACCCGGAGUGUAAAAUACAGAAACUGGGGUUGGACAAUGUCGAUCUCACAGUUUCUGGCGCCGAGAAUCUUGCCUCCGCUCUCGGAACAAACCGAUCACUGAUGGAUCUGAACAUGGAUCGUAAUAAACUGGGAGAUUCAGGAGUGAAACUGCUGUCUGUGGCUCUGAAGAACCCGGAGUGUAAAAUACAGAAACUGGGGCUGAGAGAUAUCAGUCUCACAGAUUCUGGUGUCGAGGAUCUCGUCUCCGCUCUCAGUACAAACCCAUCACUGACGGAGCUGGAUCUGAGUGAAAAUAAACUGGGAGAUUCAGGAGUGAAACUGGUUUCUGCGGCUCUGAGGAACCCGGAGUGUAAAAUACAGAAACUGGGGCUGUACAAUGUCGGUCUCAGGGAUUCUGGCGCCGAGGAUCUCGCCUCUGCUCUCAUUACAUGCCCAUCACUGACGGAGCUGGACCUGGGAUUAAACUCACUGACAGACCGAUCUGUCCCCGCUCUCCGCCGCCUCAUACUGACCCUCCCGAGUCUGGAGCGGAUCUGGCUGCACUGGAAUCGGUUCAGUCCAACAGGAGAGAGGGAACUGAGAUCACUGCAGGAACCCAGACCAGGACUGAGAGUGGAGUUGUGAAGAUCUGAAUGUGUGAACAUCCCUGCUCGCUGGAUGAGGACAUGUUGGCCGAUUUCCUGCAAUACACGUUUACUUUCUAACUGUUCUAACAGAUCCUAGCUUCAGCCGAGCUCUCUGUGAUCUCAGAGGCGGUGCCGCAGUGACGUGAUUCCGCGUCCUAUCCAGUUCACACAUUCCUUAAUUUGCAUUUGUCAUGAUGAAAUCAAUAAACCGCUGUAACUUCC